AUGUCCGAAAAUUACAAACGCCUACUUCCGGCGCCCAUGCCUCCCGGCUCUCAGGCCAAGGCAUCGGAAUCUGCUUUCCAGAAGGAGACCGGUCCGCCCGUCAAGAAACGUACAGUUUCCAAGGCUGCCUGCAACAACUGCCGUCUCAAGAAGAUACGUUGUGAUGGAAAAAGACCUGCCUGCACAGCCUGCAGCAAGGCUGGCGUGGAAUGCAACUUCGUCACCGCCAGCAGCGACGAGACCCCUUUCAUGGCUCUGAAGCGGGAGGUCGAAUCCCUCAGGAGAUCCACGGAAGACAUGCUAGAGAUAUUCGAUUUGCUUGAAUCAGCCCCUGACGCCGUGUCUCUAGACAUUUUAAGACGACUAAAGUCUACCAGGAAUCUAGCCGAGGGAGCGAGCGACACUUCCGAUAUUUUAGCAUCUGUAAAGAAAGACCUCGAGGACGAUCCUCCCUUGCCUGUGAAGCUAUCCAAUCGGCAGCUAAUGGCAGGCCUCAUACCCGAGACCCAACAGACGCCCGAAUACGAACUCAUGAUGCGAUGUCCAACCGCCUACCCGAUGCUGAUUCCGGUUGAGAUUGCAUUUAUUAACCUAGCCGAUCUAUUGCGCCCUGUUAUUCUUGAACCGCCGAGAGCGCCUAGCUUCGCCGGACAAGGAGACACACCAUCAUCCUCAAUCGUCCCUGCUGGCCCGAGUGAGAGCGGCAUUAGAAGUGGGGUGACGCCAACUGUAUUAGACGCGAGUGACCGUGAAAUAGGAAACUUUGAACCGUUGCAAUCGAUGCACACGAUUGUUGACGACCGACUGAAGAGUGUGAACUUCCAGAACUGGACUACCGUACCUAUUACGAACGAGCUAGCUGCAAACUUGAUCUCGUUGUACUUGGAGAUUGAUCAUCCAUGGUGCCCCCUAUUUGAUGCCGAUUUGUUCUUAAAUGAUUGUAUACAGGGGAAGACUCAUUUCUGCUCUACCCUACUCAUGAAUGCCCUACUGGGGUGGACCUGUCAAUCGUAUUCGAGUUUACAGCCAGAGGCAGCGGCCUAUAGCGUUGCUUUCGAGUCAGAAGCUGAGAGGUUAUGGCAAGUGGAAAAGUUCACUAACACGCUGACUGCGGCGGCAGCUGCUCAAUUUCUGAAUAGUACAUCAGCCUCUCGAGGCCGUGAUGAUUUUGCGAACCAAUGCCUUGAUGAAGGUAUCCAAAUGGGGAAACGUAUGGGCCUCUUUGGGGUGGGUUCCGAGAACGCAUCGGCCCUAACCUGGUUGGAUCAUCACCAAGAUUGGCUCAGAGCUGCAAGUCACACCUCGUGGGGUAUAUUCUCGUGCGCUUGCGUACGUUCCUUGCAUCUACAUCGAGCAGAGAUCGAGACACCACCCCUGCUUCCCAUGCCGGGGCAGUACUCCGAGGCCCAUGGACACACAAAUUAUAAUACGUAUCCACACCAACGGACUCUUGUGUCGACCCAAGUUAGCGAGGCCUUCAAAGCGAUGUGUAAGCUCAACUUGAUCGUUCACGAUAUCAUCUGGGCCUAUUUUGGGACAAGCAAUACCGUUCCUGCUGCCCGAGCGACGGUUGAAUUCGCCGAACAGAUAUAUCGAAGGAUGUUCGAAUGGGCAGCAUCGCUUCCCCUUGGACUGUCGCGGGGGAGACGCAACCGUCAUUCCAACUUGAUGUUACAUCUUUACUACCAUUGUACCGUGAUGGAAUUGUUUUGGCCAUUCCUACAGCAGUCUGCCAACAAGGAAUUAAAGAUGAAGCACCUCACAACUCCGGCUGCUAUAAAAGACAUACACGAAUCCUCGGUAAAUCAGCUGAAGCGACUUGCUCUCAUUUAUUGCAUUAAUUUCAACAAUGCGUGCUCGUCAACGUUGUGGCAUAUCGCUCUCCUAUAUUUAUCCAACGCGAUGCUCUGCGAAACCAUGCGUUCUGGUAAGCUGCGAAACCCGGAGUGUUGGUUCUACUUCAUGCUUUGCAUGACGGGCUACGAGAAUAUGUGGUACGUAGCUGAGGUGACUAUGCUUGGGCUCUUAAGCAUGGCCUUGCGCAACGGGUUUUUAUCUGCCCCCGAGGCAAAUACUGUCCUAAAUGACAUGAGAAAAAUAGGACAACGAUAUGAUUCCCAAUUUACAGUUCGAGCAAGCUUCAUGGUCGACCUUGAGCUAGCGAUGACGAAUCCGAGGGAGGCACAAGUACAGACCCUAGCGAGCGCCUUUCAUGAGUUGGCGAUAUUUCGGGAGUUCACAACUGGCGAGCUCAGGUAA
Messenger RNA from Daldinia loculata, 2259 nucleotides. RefSeq lists its product as uncharacterized. Gene Ontology annotation, molecular function: DNA-binding transcription factor activity, RNA polymerase II-specific; zinc ion binding. Gene Ontology annotation, biological process: regulation of DNA-templated transcription. NCBI's taxonomy places the organism in Eukaryota, Fungi, Ascomycota, Sordariomycetes, Xylariales, Hypoxylaceae. The record is from RefSeq and is a predicted model, not a curated record. The transcript has 8 exons. The coding region runs from base 1 to 2259 and encodes 752 amino acids.